Messenger RNA from Camelina sativa (false flax), 918 nucleotides. Lineage: Eukaryota; Viridiplantae; Streptophyta; Magnoliopsida; Brassicales; Brassicaceae. The record is from RefSeq and is a predicted model, not a curated record.
UAUACUAAUCAAGCUCGUAGCUUUGCUGACGAAACGAAUGACGUUGGUGUGAAGAAGACGAAGACGAAGAAGAAGAAGACGAUUGGGCAUGGUCAGAAACGAAGCAAUCCGUUUGAUGCGAACGAGCCUCAAUUUAAGCGUCAUGUGGUGGCUUUGGAUCUGAUGUCUGAGAAGGUUUUGAAGAGUAUGAUGACGACGUGCGGCCAGAUCUUGGUAAAGCUGAUGAAGCAGAAAUGGUCAUGGGUGUUCAACAAUCCUGUUGAUGUUAAAGGUUUAGGGCUUCACGACUAUCAUGUGAUCGUGAAGAAGCCUAUGGAUCUGGGUACGGUGAAGGUGAAUCUGGAUAAGGGCUUUUACAGAUCGCCGAUUGAUUUCGCUUCUGAUGUCAGGUUGACUUUCACCAAUGCCAUGUCGUAUAACCCUAAGGGCCAAGACGUUUAUUUGAUGGCUGAGAAGCUUCUGGGUCAGUUUGAUGUUUGGUUUAACCCUACAUUGAAGAGGUACGAGGCUCAAGAGCUGAAAGUCAUGGGAUCAUCUUCUCGUCUUGAACCUGAACCUGAACCUGAACUCAACCAAAGAAUGUGGAAUCAGAAUCAGGUGGUGGAGCAUGUGAGGAAAGGACCUGAACAGAUUUCUAUAGCUAAAAAGCUAGAUUCUGUGAAGCAAUUACUUGCAUUGCCUCCUCCUCCUCUUCCAGUAAUGGAGAUAACUCGUGUCCCAUCUCCUCCUUCGUCACCGGUUCAGCCACCACCACCAUUACCUCCCCAGCCGGUUAGCCAAGUUGAAGCACGACUUGAAGUGGGUGAAACGAAUAAAGGAAGGAAAGGGAAGUUACCGAAACCCAAGGCUAAGGAUCCAAACAAGAGGCUAAUGACGAUGGAAGAAAAGGCAAAGCUUGGCNAUGCUAAGCGCACAUAG